CUUUUCGGACUCUACAAUAUUCAAACCUCAAAACCAAAGCCCCCAGUUUGUAGCCAUCUUUUUGAAUUUAGCCUUUAUAAUUUCUUCCACAUCUAUGGUCCAUAUUUGCCCAUAGAUUUUGACUUUUCAAUUUUUUAUUCAUAAAUCUUCCCACAACUGCUUUAUAAAGCCUCCAACUUCACCUUCAGCAAUUGUGAAACAAAAAGCCUUAUUUUUGUUGGGCGAUCGGACAGGGGCACCAUGUCAUCAUUGAAGAGCAAGUACCAAGAUGAGCUAAUAGCGAACGCGACGUACAUCGGGACACCGGGAAAGGGCAUCCUGGCGGCAGACGAGUCAACCGGCACAAUCGGUAAGCGUCUGGCGAGCAUCAACGUGGAAAACGUGGAAACAAACAGACGCAUCCUCCGCGAGCUUCUAUUCACGGCCCCCGGUUGCCUCGAGUGCCUCAGCGGCGUCAUAUUGUUCGAAGAAACUCUCUACCAAAAAACCGCCGCCGGAGAACCCUUCGUCGAGGUGCUCAAGAAAGGAGGGGUUCUCCCGGGGAUCAAGGUCGACAAGGGCACGGUGGAGCUCGCGGGGACAAACGCCGAAACCACCACGCAGGGCCUCGACGACCUCGCCCAGCGCUGCAAGAAGUACUACGAGGGCGGCGCCAGGUUCGCCAAGUGGCGCGCGGUCUUAAAAAUCGGGCCCAACGAGCCCUCUCCCUUGGCCAUCCACGAGAACGCCAAUGGGCUGGCCCGUUACGCGGCCAUCUGCCAGGAGAACGGCCUGGUCCCCAUCGUGGAGCCCGAGAUCCUGUCGGACGGCCCACACGACAUUGGCAAGUGCGCCGAGGUGACGGAGCGCGUGCUGGCCGCCUGCUACAAGGCGCUCAACGACCACCACGUGCUCCUCGAGGGCACGCUGCUCAAGCCCAACAUGGUCACGCCGGGCUCCGACUCCGCCCGCCUGGGCCCCGAGGUCAUCGCCGAGCACACGGUGCGGGCGCUGCUGCGGACGGUGCCGCCGGCGGUGCCUGCCAUCGUGUUCCUCUCCGGGGGGCAGAGCGAGGAGGAGGCGACGGUGAACCUUGACGCGAUGAACAAGCUUAAGGGGAAGAAGCCCUGGUCGCUGACGUUCUCGUACGGGAGGGCGCUGCAGCAGAGCACGCUUAAAGCGUGGGGUGGCAAGGACGAGAACAUUCCCCAGGCCCAGGCGGCGCUGCUUGUGAGGUGCAAGGCCAACUCCGAGGCCACGCUUGGCGCUUAUAAGGGCGAUGCCACUCUUGGAGAAGGGGCUUCUGAGUCUCUUCAUGUCAAGGAUUACAAGUACUGAGCCUUUCUACAAAAAGAAGAAGGUUAAGGCUCAUAAUAAUGGCUUCACCCACCUCCUACUUUACUUCUUUCUACUAAAACAACCCAUUUUUUUUGUUUACACUCUCUUCUUUCUUUUUGUAAUAAAACAUACACUACAGAAUUGUACUUUCUUCGACACCCCUUCCCCUUCUCUGUGUUUAUUGCAGAAAAGAUUAUAUAGUUAAUCGAAAGAAUUAUUACAACUAA
This is a messenger RNA of Cajanus cajan (pigeon pea), 1544 nucleotides long. RefSeq names its product fructose-bisphosphate aldolase 6, cytosolic. Gene Ontology annotation, biological process: glycolytic process. Gene Ontology annotation, molecular function: fructose-bisphosphate aldolase activity. NCBI's taxonomy places the organism in Eukaryota, Viridiplantae, Streptophyta, Magnoliopsida, Fabales, Fabaceae. The record is from RefSeq and is a predicted model, not a curated record.